AUGCAGUCCCUGUCCCCCACAGCUGCCUCCGGCCGUGGCAUGUCACACUCCAGCACCCUAAGCGCUACAGAGCUGGCUGUCCACAGCAGCAGCGAGACCAGCACCCCAGAGGAGCUCUGCGACUACAACAGCAGCUCCGGGGUGGAGUCCCGCUCUGAGGGGGGGAAGCUCCACACCCCGCCUGCCGCCCUGGCCCCCGUGCUCUCCCUCCAGCCUGACCUGGAGGACCAGGACCUGGGCAUCCACCUGGAGAGAGGGGACGGAGAGGGGGAGGAGGCAGAGGCCCUGCCAGCCGACCAGGUCCCAGGGGACCCCGCCACAGCACCCACGUCCAACCCCUCGUCGUCCUCCACCACGGAGGAUGAGGCCAGUGACACGGAGGGCGAGGCCCAGCUGGACGAGCUGGGCCAGGGCAUCCAUAACGCCACCUUCGACAGCAAGCCCGGCGCCCAGCGCUGCCUGUCCGCCCUGGAGGAAGGGGAGGAGACCAGCGGAGGCGCAGAAGAGGGCGGAGACACCCCCCAGUCUGCCAACUCGGCGGCAUCCUACGCCUACGACAUGACUGCGUCCAACUCCAAUGCCCACUCCACGGCUGAGAGCUGCACUAAGAGCCCUGGCAUCUUCUCCCUGGAGGAGCUUCCUGAGGAAGCCAAGGACCCGUCGCUCAUCCAGGAGCUGACCCUGCCGCCGCCCCAGCAACAGGCUGCCUUGGCAGACUCCCUUCCAGUCUCCAACCCAGAGGAGCAGCAGUACAUGUUGUGUGGGAAGCUUGAGGCAGAGCUGGGGGACACGGGGGAUCUGAAACCCCUGGACCCCGCGCUGUUCGCGGCCCCUCAGCAGCCCGGGGAGGGCCCCCGUGUCACCCAACCACCCUACUACUCCACUAUAUGUGAAAACACUGAGAACUCUCUCACAGGGCUCAACGCACUCCCCCAGCCACACUACCGCCGCGACCACCACCCGACCCCAAGCCCCACUGUGACCUCUUGACCCCACCCAGGCUGACCUGUGCUGACCUGCCCCCCCGGAGCCCUCGCCUGCAGGCCAGCCCCCAGCUCCGCAGACUGGAACGGCACCAGCAACAACUACUA
Molecule: messenger RNA, 1091 nt
Organism: Coregonus clupeaformis (lake whitefish)
Lineage: Eukaryota; Metazoa; Chordata; Actinopteri; Salmoniformes; Salmonidae
Exons: 2
Coding region: 1-990 (329 amino acids)
Source: RefSeq, a predicted model, not a curated record